ACGACGUGACUCACCCGAGACUUGGCGAGACUUUGACGCGUUGACGACAAACAAAACAUGGCGUAAAUUCCGGUUGGAAUGUUGCACAUCGUCCCGGUUUGAACGGAUUUUGGAGCCUUAGAUGGAAGCAGCGAUGGCCGGAGAGUUAGACGAAGAGUCCCUCCAAGAGUUGUACUCCUGGAUCGACGAGAUUCCUCUGACUAGACCCAAGAAAAACAUCACCAGAGACUUCAGCGAUGGCGUGAUGGCAGCAGAGAUUGUAAGACACUUCCUGCCCCGAAUGGUGGACCUACACAACUACAGCCCUGCCAACUCCACACAGCAGAAACUCAGCAACUGGGGAACUCUCAACAGGAAAGUCUUCAACAAGUUGAACUUCCAAGUCCCAGACGACGUGAUGCGAGCGGUGUGUAACUGUAAGCCUGGGGUGGUGGAGGUGGUGCUGAACCAGCUACGACUCAAGAUCAUCGCUUAUCUGGAGAGGAGGAAAAAAUCUGCAGAUGCGGAGAUGAAAUCCCCAGAAGGUUACAAUGACUAUUAUCACAUGAAUGGGCAUGACAUGUACGGAGGAGGCAGGAGCUACAUACAGGACCCCUAUCCACUGCCAGGAGUGCAAGCAUUGCCAGAAGGACAAAUCACCUCUCGCCCAUCCAGCCUUGAUGUUGACCCCUACCCCCAGUUCCGUGACCCCAGGAUGCAGAGACCCCAGAUGGCCAAAAUGUCACCUCGGAAUGGCUCUAUGGAGGGACAAGACAGGUGGGGCCGCGAGGGGAAAAAUGGCAUCGGGAGCGGAGGCCAGGUGCCCAGAACCAGGUCGAUGACCCGGGUCAACGUGGACGGCCUUGACCCUGAAGUUCGGCUGCUGCUGGAGGAGAAGGAACAGGCCUUCCUGGCAUCACAGGAAACUGUACAUAUCCUGAACGCAAAGAUCCGGCGGCUUGAGCACCUCCUGCACCUGAAGGACAUCAGAAUAGAGGACCUGAACAGGAAGCUGGGCCAGUACUCCCAGAACGGGCACUCCUGAAAUCACGCAGAGGACAGCCCCGCACCGGGACCACGGCAUAGUUUGACCUCUGAUGUAGAAAAGAUGACAAAAAUGAAAAAUAGACUUGUGCAAGGACAGCACAGGUGUUCCCUUCUCAUACUUGACAACUUGCACAAAGAGGCAAGGAGUCUUGACACCUACAAAUACAACAUAGACUGCAUGAAGCUACCUCCUUGGCUUACAAAAUAUUUCUGUCAAAACAAACUAAGAGAACUACUGUACAUGUAAUACUAUAUGAAAACAGGUCCAUAGAAGUCCAACAUCCUUUGAGGUGAUGAGUACCGGUAGGAUGUCUGCAUCAUCAUUGCUUCUCAGUUGACAAGCUGUCUCAUUUUUCUCAGUCAAAUGUACCUGUAAAAAAGCCAUUCUGUCCCCCAACACAGCUUGUGUAGUUAAAGUGUAUCCUGAAGUUCAUUGGAGUUUAGAGGUCUUUUUUAUAGCAGGUUGCCAUGGUGAUGUAAGGAUGUUAAGUCUAGUUGCGGGCGAAAGACUGUCGAGUUGUAAAUAUGAAUAUCCAUCAAAAUCUGUUAUAUUUAUAGUGGCGUUGCACUUCUUAACUUAUUAGUAAGACAUUUCAUAUUGAGGUCCUAUAGUGUUCUUCCACCAAAAGAAAAUAGGAAUUGGGUGAAUGAAAGGGUAACAGAUUGUAAAUAUGUUAUACAAUGUAGCAUGGCUGAAAGAAUUGGAAUUUGGCUGACUAUAAGUGCAGUGUUGUCGUAGAACUGAGUAAGAUACUUCUUGUGGCCAUGUUUAAGAACUUUUAAUUAACAUUCCUUCUCUACUUUACAAGGUUUUUGUGCCUUGUGUCACAGGAUUUUCUGUCCAAAAUGUAAUGUAAGUGUUAGCAAUUGUGGUUGAAAUAUUCCACAAACGUACAACAACAGCCAUACCAGAAUUUAGACUUGGAGACUACGCAUAUUUUUUGUAAAAAAAGCUACAGCUACUGUAGUGUUGUAAGAGUUGUUUAGAGUUAGAAUGGCACAUAGGACUUAAAAAAUAUGGCACAAAGUUGUAUGUUUCAUUGAUGUAUCACAAGUGUAUCACUUUUGGUACCCCCCUCUGUAAAAUGGCAUAAUCCAGAAUUAGAUUCAUGAAUUUUGGAAGUACACGAAUAUGGAACAGCCCAUUUUCAUUCCAAGGUGGGCCAGCAAUUUCAAUAAUGUUGAUACAGUACUAGUAUUGCCUUUUGGUCAAGAAAGGUGUAUUGUUUUAGCUGGACCGUUCCAAUGCAUUUGGGCUAGUACACACAUGUGGUAGUUGGCAAUAGUAUACGUGUACGUCUAGUAUAUAAAGUCAGUCUUUGUUGCUGAAUUGUUGAAUUCUAAUUUUACUGCAGAUAGCAGCAAAGACCAUAACAACUUUUAACAGAAUCAUACAUCUGAAUAUUUGUCACCAACACUUGUCACUAAAGAAAUAUGAUGGGGCCAAAGAAAUGCCCCCUGCCCCAAGUGAAUUAAACUGCAUUGAGAUGAAUAUCAUAGAUCCUCAGGAUGCCCUCAUUCAGUGUGUAAGUUGUGAAAUUCAAUGUACAGUGCAUUCAAUUUGUAUGUUUUGGGGUUGUAUGUAUAUCCAGAUUGCUAGGUAAAAGCCAUAGCUGUAAUUAUUGUGAACAGAACUUGGUGUUAUUUUAUUGGUGAUAGGUGUGAAUAAUAAUAUUGGUGGUGGAGAAGGUAUUAUUGACGAUCACGUUCGAUGUAAGUAAUUUUGUAUGUGAUCACAGAUGAUCUAGUUUUUAUACGAGGUAUUAUGAACAGUGUGGUUCACGGUUUGCCACUGUUUUAUGAGUUCAUUUUUCCCACAGCAUUCUUUGUUGUAAUUCUAUUUUUACAUGUGCUAUGUGUAAAUAAAACUCAUCUGUUCAAU
Molecule: messenger RNA, 2908 nt
Organism: Branchiostoma belcheri (Belcher's lancelet)
Lineage: Eukaryota; Metazoa; Chordata; Leptocardii; Amphioxiformes; Branchiostomatidae
Product: sperm flagellar protein 1-like
Exons: 8
Coding region: 122-1024 (300 amino acids)
Biological process (GO): regulation of cytoskeleton organization
Cellular component (GO): axoneme
Molecular function (GO): microtubule binding
Source: RefSeq, a predicted model, not a curated record